Molecule: messenger RNA, 513 nt
Organism: Penicillium soppii
Lineage: Eukaryota; Fungi; Ascomycota; Eurotiomycetes; Eurotiales; Aspergillaceae
Product: trafficking protein particle complex subunit 4
Exons: 2
Coding region: 1-513 (170 amino acids)
Biological process (GO): endoplasmic reticulum to Golgi vesicle-mediated transport
Cellular component (GO): TRAPP complex
Source: RefSeq, a predicted model, not a curated record
AUGCCUUCUGCUGAUAGGGGUGUCUUCUCUUUGAUCAUCAUCAACAAAGCUGGAGGUCUGAUAUACCAGCGCGAGUUUCAGGCUGGCCUGCGCAAACUCUCCACAAAUGAUUACCUCGUCCUAGCCGGUACCUUUCAUGGUGUCCAUGCCAUCACGCGCUCCAUUACACCGAGAAUUCCCAACUCCCAACCGCCUCCCUCUCCUGCUACCUCCUCCCCGGGCACCGCGCCCGCUGUGUCGGGCUACUCCUAUCCAAACCCAGGAGUAGCAGUGACUGGUAUAGACUACCUCGAGACAGACAAGUUUCGACUGACGUGCUUCCAGACGUUGACAGGGACAAAGUUCUUAUUGUUUACAGAUCCCAUGACCGGAAACGUGGAUACCAUUGUGCAGAAGAUCUACGAGCUCUACGCGGACUUUGUGAUGAAGAAUCCGUUUUAUCAGACCGAAAUGCCAGUGCGAUGUGAGGCAUUCGACCGGCAUUUGGGGGCGUGGUUGAGGGGGAGGACAUAG